CAAAUUAUCUCUUCUCACCUUUUUUUUAAAAACCCAUCUCCCCACUCAUCAAAAAUGUCCAUGCCCGCAGGAGACGCCACCGCCGGAGCCAAGCUCUUCAAGACCCGUUGCGCUCAGUGCCACACCACCGAAGCUGGUGGUGCCAACAAGGUUGGUCCUAACUUGCACGGUGUCUUUGGCCGUAAGUCUGGUCAGGCUGCCGGUUUCUCUUACACUGAGGCCAACAAGAACAAGGGUGUCACCUGGACCGAGGAGACUCUCUUCGAAUACCUCUUGAACCCCAAGAAGUACAUUCCUGGUACCAAGAUGGCUUUCGCUGGUUUGAAGAAGGAGAAGGACAGAGCUGAUUUGAUCGCUCACUUGAAGGAGGCCUGCGCCUAAAUGGUUUCCACCUCUUCCUUUGUCCAUGUACUAUACGUGUGCGUUUCCUUGAGAUGCUCAUCCUAGACUCAUACAGCACUCAUGUCUUCUACCGACUAACGUAGUGAAACCCAACGCCCCCAACCUUAGAAUAAAAACUCUAGUUUUUCCUGAAAAUAAACCCAUCCUCAUAAGAAUAUGUGGUGGUUGUGAUAAUCCUGUGUUCGGAAUGA
Umbelopsis ramanniana AG is the source of this 593-nucleotide messenger RNA. RefSeq lists its product as uncharacterized. NCBI's taxonomy places the organism in Eukaryota, Fungi, Mucoromycota, Umbelopsidomycetes, Umbelopsidales, Umbelopsidaceae. The record is from RefSeq and is a predicted model, not a curated record. Gene Ontology annotation, cellular component: mitochondrial intermembrane space. Gene Ontology annotation, biological process: mitochondrial electron transport, cytochrome c to oxygen; mitochondrial electron transport, ubiquinol to cytochrome c. The transcript is spliced from 3 exons. Bases 55 to 381 code for a protein of 108 amino acids. Gene Ontology annotation, molecular function: heme binding; electron transfer activity.